Messenger RNA from Fusarium coffeatum, 2079 nucleotides. RefSeq lists its product as uncharacterized. Gene Ontology annotation, cellular component: nucleus. The record is from RefSeq and is a predicted model, not a curated record. The coding region runs from base 1 to 2079 and encodes 692 amino acids. Lineage: Eukaryota; Fungi; Ascomycota; Sordariomycetes; Hypocreales; Nectriaceae. The transcript has 3 exons.
AUGGGGAAGUCGUUCGGCAAGAUGUUCCAGAAGCCAAGCGACACUUUGGGAACCCAGGAGCCGCGUGCGUCUGCCUCCACCAGCAGUACCGGGGUGUGGGAUUCCACUCAGAUCAUUCGCUCAGAAGGGCUCGCCCCUUCGGUCGUAGGCUCCGCCGCCACCGCCAACGCCAACUACGACCGUGCCAGUAUCAGUACUGCCAGUGCUUGUGCCCACUUCGCCGCCGCCGUUGCUGAUGACCCUGACUCUCCAGGGUCGCUCAUCAACUCGGGCUCAAGCUCGCUGACGCAGUCGCAGUCGCCGUCGCCCCAGCCCGAGACCCCUACCACGGGCCAUUUCCUGCCUGGCGCGCACGCUAACACUGCUGCUCCUGUCGCUGCCUCGGUGCUGUCACGUAGUAUUACUACCGCUAAAGCUGCUGCCCCCCAACUCUCUAUCGGCGAGUUUGAUCCUGCUAUUCUUUCCAACACCAACAUCGACAAGUUCGACUUCGACUUUUACUUGAACGACUUUCACAGCUUUCCCAAAUUAGAUAAUAGCACAUCUAUUCAGACACCGGAUCCUCCUGAUCCUGAACAGCUUCCUUACGACGACAAUAUGACUACUGGACCCUCCCUCGACCCUACCAUGGGCCGUCGGGACUCUUUUGUCAGCGCCGGUCCCAAGCCCAUAUCGAUGAACAAUCCCAACCGUGGCGAUAACGCGAACCGCAACAGAAGAGAAUCUCUUGCUGGAAGCCUCAUGGGCGGCGGCAUGAGCUGGGGAGGCAUGUCCUUCGGUAGCUUUGUUAGAGAUGAUAUUAUGAUGGCAGGAACAUCACCAUCACCAUUCGGUGGAGCUCACCAGUCCCCUUCUUUCCAUUCUUCUUCCUACCUUCCCAAGUUGGAAGCGAACUUCAUGCGAGAUUUCACCUGCUGCGGCAAGAUCCUCCCUAACCUGCACGAUCUGCUUCAACACUACGAAGAAGCCCACACACAGCCCAGCCCAAAUACAGCCCGGAAUAAUGCCUUUUCUCAGUUUUCGCAGUUGGGCAUGCCCAGUGCCCCUCGAAUGUCCAUCUCACGAGCUGGUUCAGCAGCACCAGGAAGCAAUUCACAUUCGACAAGUCAAUUGGGACAACAUAGCCGAGGUCAGCAAUCUUCACACGAUCUUCACGGAAACUCUGCUAUGCCAUCGAACUUGAAUGAUGAGAUGGACGCCGUUGCAGAUAUGGAAAUGGACGAUGCUGUAGGCACUAUGGAGAUGGAUGACAGCCAGAGAAUGUCUCAGACAAGACAGCUCUUCGGCCAGCAGAGACCAGAGCUCAAUAUGAAUACUUCCGGUCUUACUCAGGGCCUGCGAACCUCUCAACCACCAACACCCGCUGCUGCGAGCUUCGGAUUACAGAACAACCCCACAGUCUCUUCUGUCAACACUCCUACACUUACCACACAAGGCCAAGUACCUCAAGGUCAGCAAGUCGAUCUAGAUGAGGACCUUCCGGGCAUGCCCAUGGGCGGUAACACGAACGAUAUCGGUGAUAUGAGCUUUAAUGGUAACCAGAACAACAACGACUCAAACUUCUGCAUUAACGACCCCGGAAAGCACCUCUUCAGCUCCAAUGGCUUUCCUCCCAACCGUUCCAUCCAGGCACAGCUGCAACAGCUGGGUAUCAACCAGUCUCAACUUAACGACCCUCAAACCAGCAAGGCUAUCAUGCAACGUCUACAGAGCAUGAUGAUGCCUGAAGAGCACAAGCCAUUUAAGUGCCCGGUCAUUGGCUGCGAAAAGGCUUACAAAAAUCAGAAUGGCCUGAAGUAUCACAAGACUCAUGGUCACCAAACUCAACAGCUCCAUGAGAAUGGAGAUGGAACUUUCUCAAUUGUUAACCCGGAGACGAGCGCGCCUUAUCCGGGAACAUUGGGUAUGGAGAAGGAGAAGCCAUUCAGCUGCGAGACGUGCGGCAAGCGAUAUAAGAAUUUGAACGGUUUGAAAUAUCACAAGGCACACUCUCUCCCGUGCAAUCCCGAUUUCAAACUUCAAGCUCUUGCAGCAGGCAUGAAUUUGCAAGGAAUAGGUGAAGACCAAAUGAUGCAAUAG